AAAAUUCCUAUAUCACAGUUUUAUGAAAAGGACAUUACAAUCGACAAGAAAAUUGAUAUACAUAUAAAAAUUCAACUAUAAUGGACAAAUCAUAUAAAAUAUAUGUCAAUUGAAUAACAAAAAUAUUCACACAACAUGAACCGCCUAAGAUCCCAAAAGUUCAAGGUGAACAAUGCACCGGCGGAAAUACCGGAAACAAACAACAACGACAGUGGAGGCAAUAGCAACAGUCUUCUCAAUAAUAGCCUGCUCAAUAAACUGAGUAAGCGCUAUUCUACGCUCAGCAACAAAAUCACACGUCGGACCCAAGCGGGUCGUAGAGGCACCUCACCGCAAAAAGUCGUUUCGGGCAGUUAUGAUAUGACCGGAUCUUUAUCUGAAGAUCAUCGCCUGGAAAUCGGGGCACCCGUCUUAAUAUCCUCAACAACAUUGGACGCUGAACGCUUUGAUGUUAGCGAGGAGCGACUGAAAAUGAUAGGUGGUGGGGUGGCGACAAUGAAUAAAAACAAAAUACACACCAUUGACAUAACCCUGAGCAGUGGUAAAAAUCGCUUGGAACUGCAGCAACCGCAUGCUAUGCAUUCCUCAUCGGGUAGUGAGAAUGAAAUAUUUGUCGAUGCCUUGAGCAGCACACCCCAGGUGGAAGGAGGAGGAGAGGAACAGCAAGAAAAGGAUGUCUUCGAAAUUGCCUUUGAAACGCCUCAAAAGUUACCCCCAAGAGAGGAAGUCAUAACCACUCCGCCUUUUGAGACGCCUCAGCCAUUGAUGGCGGCUAGGGAACAUUUGAAUGCCUCUCCCAUAUCCACCAAGUCCUCGGACAGCGAUAUGACUCCGGUCAAUCAGAUGGCUAACUAUUAUGAAAGCUCAAAGGAAAGCCAGAACAACAGACCCAAGUCCAUAUUAUCGCAGAAGGCCCAUUCUCAGUCGGCUCAUAACUUACAUCGCUCUGAGAUAAAGGUGUAUUUGCAGAAGGCUCCCUCCAUGAACCUGAAGGAGGAGGAACAGCAAGCAAUGGCCAUGGAAAUGGAUUUGGAAAAUGUAUCCCUGCCCAAAUUGCCGGAGCUUUAUGGCCAUAGUAAAUGUGAUUUAGCCGCGACCACAGACAAUGAGGAUGUUGAGUUGGAGCUUGAGGAUGAUGAGGAGCAUGACGCCGACAAGGAGAAUUCUUCACCCUCGGUAGUAGCUGCAUCGCUCAAAAGCAAAAGUGAACCGAAUACCCCCUUUGUCCUGGAGCCCAAACGCAAUAGUUUUCUUACCCAAAAAAAGCUUUUCCAAAGUGCCGAAAAUAUACAUCAGAGACGCAGCAAACGUCGCAGUGUGGUAUUCAGCAGCAGUACUUCGAUUAAUAAGCGCAAUGCUGAAACGCCCGGCAUGGGCUCCAAAAACAGUUUGUCCAGCCAACAGUCCAUCAACUUCGACGAUUACGAUUUGAAAUCGGUCAGUUGUCAAAGUUUGAAUCCCCAAACGCUAUUUGUGUCCAUAGACGAAUUGAAUGACCUGACGCGCCAGAUUAACGAAGCGGAAGACUUUAACCAGGACAUUGAUUUGGAGUAUUGCAUGCAUCGGGAUCAACUGAAGCCCAGCGAGAGACGCAUAACCCUAUUAAAGAAUAAAAAUUCCCGCCUGAUUAGUUCGGUCAACCACAAUAAGCAAAAAAUCAAAAAGGGAUGGACGGGAGUGAAACAUUGGAUAGGCGAGGAGGGUUCCAAAAUACGCGAGGUGGUGCAAAGACAGCCGUUGGUGCAAAGGAUCGGUUCGUCAAAGCAUAACCUAAGCAAUGCCGAAAGCAGACAUUCGCCAUCUCUUAAUGGCAGUGUUCUGCUGAAGCAGCAGUCUACAAGUCGAGGGGCGUCUCAGGAUAAAUGUUUGGAUGAGAGUGGCCUAGAUUCGAAAAUGACCUCCUCCAUGCAUUUGUAUGACAGUCAGAUUGUCUUAAGCAGUGACAAUAUUGCCGAUAGUAGCAAUGAAUUGAAUGAGUCCUUUGAGGGAGAUCGUUCUCCGCCAACAAAGAAGGAAGACCCAGAGGGCCAAAAUGGCUUUGAAGAAUUGCGUCGUUAUGUUAAGCAGGGUGGAGAUUUUGGUAAAGAACUCAUUGUCAUUUUACAAGAAAGAAUCGAUUCUGAGCUUUUGUAUUCCAAAUCUUUAUCCAAAAUGGCCAAUAAAUUGAAUAAGGCUUGCCGUGAAUUGCCCGGUUCCAUAGCCGAUGCUUGGAGGGGUGUAGCCACCGAAAUGGAAACUCGCAGUGAUAUACAUCGCCAACUGUCGGCUUCAUUGGCCGAGGAGGUGGUUAAGCCCUUAAAGACCAUAGUCGAAGGACAUCACAAGACCAGAAAAUCGGUUGAAAGUAAUGUCGAUAAGGCCUCUCGUGUUCUUGCUGAAUGGCGUGCCAGCGAAGCUAAGGGCAAAAAGUCAUCACACACUGCUGCUCGUGAAAAUGAGAAGCUUCAAGAUGCCAUGCUGGAUGUUAGAAUACAAAAAUCACCCUCCAUAGCCCUACUGCAGCAAAGCGUCAAUAAGCAAGCCGCCGAAAAGGAGAUCAAAUUGGCCGAAAAAGAUUGUGCAAAACUUGACAAUAAACGCAAAAAAGCCGAGGAGGCAGUCAAAAAAGCCGACGUCGAGUACUACACCCUAUGUGUGAGAGCCGAGCGGGCCCGUGUCGAUUGGGAAAUGGCCGUUUUGAGGGGUUCAUCUCUUCUACAGAAUAUCGAAAAUCAACGUUUGAUAAAUAUGAAAAAUUUCGUCUCGAACUAUGCAAGUCUCACGGCCAAUAUGAAUCCCAUAAUGGAGAGUUUGGUUCAACGUCUACAGCCGCAGGUGGAAAAUUGCAAUGUCGUCAAGGAUAUGCAGAUUGUGAAAAAUAUACGCCGCAAUGCCGAAGGACCCAGUGAACAAUUACUGCCCGAUUUCUAUUGUGAACACACCACAUUGGCCAUGAAUCGUGAAAGACGUAAACAUGCCUUGAUCAAACUCUUGCAAUUGGUCAAAACAGAUUUGGAGAGGGAGAGACGUUCUCGCAAUGGCUUAAAGGGUCUCUCGCAAUCUUUGAACAGUCAAGAGCAUCAGAAUAUCACAGACAAAUUGUAUCAUAUACGUUCAAUGCUUACAUAUUUGGAAGGAGCCCGCUUUAAGCUACAUUCAGCUUUAUUGGAAUUGGAUCAUAAACCUAGAUCUUCACAUCCUUUAGCUCAACAUAUACAGAUUACCCGUGAUCGCACUGGUCUACAGCAAAGCAUACUAAAGGUUCCCUUGUGGCUUAAGAACAACGAUAAACUUAACAAUUCCCAGGGUAGCGAUGAAACUGGCAAUGAAUACGACACCAUAUCACAGAGCAACACUACAACUUCGACAACGAAUAUCAGCUGUAUGGAUGGUAUUGUUAGCAGUCACGGGAAUGGCUCGACGGAUGGCAGCAGUUAUGGCAUGAAAAAUUUCAAUCGCAGCAAAAGCAAUAUCGAAACCUUCUCCAAUAAAAGGAAGAUCAGUGUAAACUCUACGGCUGCAGCACCCAACGCUGUAAAUGGAAAGACUAAAACGUUGUCGGGAACAACUGCAAAUCUUUACGAUGACACUUGCAGCGAUGAUCGCGGUCAGGCUGAUGGUGGUUCAAAUCAACAAGACUCCGACUUUGAUGAGUUCAGCUCCCAGGAUGAGGAUGAAGAGGCACAACUGACAUCGUCAACUACUGUGGGCGUAGGUGGACGCAAGGAGCACAAAGCCAACAUUGAAAAAUCUCUAUCGGCAGAAAAUUAUUAUCAAAACUCGACGGAGCUUAAGAAGCAGGAGCAACAACAAUACACACCAAAUGGCCUGGCGGAGAAUACUGGACAGGGCGGCCUUAAUACUUCCAAUGAAUCUUCAACCCACGUAAUUUUAGGUAGAUGUAAGGCUCUGUAUAAUUACACACCCAAAUUGUAUGAUGAACUCGAAUUGAUUCCUGGCGAUAUCAUAGAAGUUCAUGCCAAACAAGAUGAUGGCUGGUGGUUGGGAGCGUUACGCAACCAGGUGGGCAUAUUUCCGGCCACCUAUGUGGAGGAAAUCGCUUGAAGAGUAAAGAAGGCAAACUUUUAUUUAAGUUAUUGUUCAAAUUAUCAGAAUUAGGAGGUUGAAUGGAAAAAUCUUUAAAAGAUUUCUUCGAGCCAUGGAACCUUUAUCCCUCCAAAUGACUGCCAAUCACUCUUGUGUGUGUGUGUGUGUACUAACGCUGAAGUAGUGCCUUUUGUUGUUUUCUCUAGGAAAACCUUAUCUCAUAAAGGAUUAUAUUCUUCAUAUCUCACAAUCAUUUCACUUGCAGUGUUUUUGGAGAGGGGAAUUUUUUUUUUUUUUUUUUGUUUAAACAAAUCAUAUCGAAUGUAACUUGUAUGAUAAAUAGAAAGCAGAGAAGUAGAAAAACUCUUCAUCACAUUUUCUUACAGUAGUUUCAUUUAGUAAAAGAAACGAAUUAAAUUCGUCAUAAAUUUUUUUAAAUGCUGAAAUCUUCAGGACUAACCCAAGUUAAAAAAAGCACCGCUCACAUGUAACGCUCCACACAAUUUCAAAUUCUUGAUAACGCGUACAUCACAUGUUUUGUUAUUGUUAUUGAUAAUAUUAUUUUACUUUUUUUUAAUGAUAAGCUUACACUUUUAUUUAAAUAUAACAUUGCGAACAGUUUAUCCUUCGUAUGUCUUAGUCUUUAUAUUUAAGUUUUCAUUUAGUUUUGUUUUCGUUAAAAUUAAAAUUUAUUAUUUAUAUGUCCUAUUUUGUUUAUUCAUUAAUCAUUGUAUGAUGUUCUCGAAAAAUGUUGUAAAAUGUAACAAAACAAAAAAUUUAAGCAACUCAUUUUAUAUGAUUGAAUCCUCCUCCUCUCCUCAGCAUAAUUUUGUUAUCGAUUCACAAGGUUUCGAUUUGCUAUAAAGUGCGAUUGAUUAUUCAUGUCAUUUACUCACCCAUUGCUUAUUCAUUAUAAACGCAAUAAAAUUAUCCACUUAUAUUUAUAAAAAUAUAGAUUAUACGAAAUUUUAAUUUAAAGUAAAAAAAAGAACAAAACAAUAAAAACAUAUUCAUACAUACAUCCCUUGUUUAAGAAAUCGAACCCAGUUGACAAGAGUUGGUCUUCUUUCUUUAGAGCAUAGGUACAUAUCUCUUGUAAAUAUUUCAAAUAAAAUUGAUUAAAUUUAAAA
This is a messenger RNA of Stomoxys calcitrans (stable fly), 5156 nucleotides long. RefSeq lists its product as uncharacterized. Gene Ontology annotation, molecular function: protein binding. The transcript has 6 exons. NCBI's taxonomy places the organism in Eukaryota, Metazoa, Arthropoda, Insecta, Diptera, Muscidae. The record is from RefSeq and is a predicted model, not a curated record. The coding region runs from base 136 to 4044 and encodes 1302 amino acids. Gene Ontology annotation, cellular component: cytoplasm; plasma membrane.